Molecule: messenger RNA, 3851 nt
Organism: Alosa alosa (allis shad)
Lineage: Eukaryota; Metazoa; Chordata; Actinopteri; Clupeiformes; Clupeidae
Gene: tmem183a
Product: transmembrane protein 183A
Exons: 8
Coding region: 141-1223 (360 amino acids)
Biological process (GO): regulation of protein stability
Cellular component (GO): SCF ubiquitin ligase complex
Source: RefSeq, a predicted model, not a curated record
UUCCAUGAUGGCUGAAGAUCCUGGAGGAGCUCAUUUCAAUUUCUCCUUUAUUUUUCUCUGUUUCUCAUCAUCUCUGCUUGUCGUAGAGACAUGGCAGGAUACACAGCAUCGUUAAGCGGCUCCAGACCCGUGUUGUCGUCAUGCCCAAGAAAGGGAACCGAAAACGGCUGAAAUUUAGGGCCGAGGAUGUUUGCUCGGAGUCAGUGACUGUGGCAGACUUUGCCAACGCUGACCCAGCCGUCGUAAAGUCCGGAAGGCUGAAAAAGGCUGUCGCAAAUGCUAUUGAAAAAGAAGUGAAGUUACUCUGUGGACUAGAGGCCUCCCAGGGUCCGGUGCAGGAGGUGUUGUCCUCUGUGGAAGGUGUGAGCCAAGCCGACCGGGACAGCAACGAUGAGCUGGAGACCGAGGAGGUGGACGAAGACCCCAAGGGGACCCGCAAGAAAAAAAACAAGAGACGCAAAGAGAACAGUGAGUGUCAAGACGGAGAGGAGUACCCCAUAGAUAUAUGGCUGGUCCUCUCAGCGUACAUCCGCCCUGAAGACGUCUGCAAGUUUUCCCUCAUAUGCAAGAACGCCUGGACUGUCACCUGCACCGCUGCGUUCUGGACCAGAUUGUACCGAAGGCACUACAGCUUGGACGCUGACCUGCCCGUGCGUCUGCAGCCGGACUCGCUGGCGAGCAUGCGGUGCCUGCGGGCGUGUGUGAUCCGCUCACUCUUUCACCUGUACGAGCCGUUCAGCUCCCGCAUCUCCACCAGUCUGCCGCUACCGGAGUCCACGCCAGACACACUCGUGAACUCAAAGUGUCUGAUGUUCUGGGUGAAUGAGCAGACAGGAUCCCGGCCAGAGAAACUAUGGCAGUUCAACUUCAAAUUUGAGAAGCAUGCCCCAAAGAAUAAGAAUGGUCCUGACCGAUCUCUGCAGCUUCCAAAGCGCUAUAAGGAAGUGCACACGAACCCCGACUCGGACUGCUUGUUACUCCAAGUCAACACUCUCAACUUCAUCUAUAUCCCCCACCUGGUCAUGGGCAUGAGUCUCUCUCUGAUGGCCAUCAACGUGAGUACGGACAUGCGUCACCACCGCGUUCGCCUGAUGUUCCAGGACUCUCCGCUGGUGCGUGGUCAGAAGAGGAGGGCAGAGCAGGGCCUGCAGGUGGCACUGGACCCCGUGCACAGUGUGCGUCUCAUGGACUGGUGGCAUCCUCAGUACCCCACCUCAGCAUAGCACUAACAUCUCAGUCCUGCCCCUGAUACUCCAGUUUUACCACAGACUUGACCCUGAUUACUCCUCUUCUACCACAGACUUGACCUUGGCACCCCAGUUUCACCUGAAGUCCUUCCCCUGGUUCUGCAGUUUUAGUUUACCCCAGCACCACCACUGUCUAGCCCUCUUUAUUCUAAUUUUCCAACAACAUGCACUUGGACUAGCGCUGAUAUCCUAUUUUACGACAGCCUAGCUGCAGUCUAGCAGCCCUCUUUACUCCAACCUAACCACAGUUUUAGUUCCUUAGACCUCAGUUGUUCCCCAAUAUGACCAGUAUCACAUCUAAAACGCUCGUUUUGGCACAACUUGACUGAAAUCAAGUAGACUUCUACCCAGCAUAGUCAGCGCUAGUCUGCUGACUUGUCCCUCCUAUUUGCACUGCUACCAAACCCGACGGUAGCAGCACUCUAGCUAUUUGACCGAGUGUCGGUCCAGUGAAACCCUUUCUUCAGUGACUGUUUUCUUGCAUGUCGAGUAGCUAAGCUAGCUGUAAGGUGGUGUAAGUGAGCAGUAGUGGGGCUCGUGUUGGUAGCAGCUACCAUGCGCCAGUAGGCCACUGGUCCUCAGCUAGCCGGCCUCCUCUCUGUCCUGCCCUGACUGAGGCCCUGGGUUGGUGUUGGCAGUGCCAGGGUAGUGCCUUCUCUCUGUCCUGCCCUGACUGAGGCCCUGGGUUGGUGUUGGCAGUGCCAGGGUAGUGCCUCCUCUCUGUCCUGCCCUGACUGAGGCCCUGGGUUGGUGUUGGCAGUGCCAGGGUAGUGCCUCAGUGGCCUACUGGCGCAUGGUAGCUGCAGUAUGUCUUUGCAUGAGUGUUUCUCUGUCACUAAUGCUAGUAGAAGAAGUUUGCCGCUAGACGUGUGUCUCAUUCACUAAAGAUCACCCUCUUGUAGUCUCUGUUAAGAGGCUGUAGACCAGUGGUCCUGGACCAACCCUCCAGGACCGUGUGUCCCAGACCAGCUCUCACAUGUGUAAAGGUCGACUAAGUCAAACUUACUGACAUCUGUAGAAGCUUCAUCUAGACACUAGACAUGUUAGGUCUUCUGAAUGUCACGUGAAUCUCUAAGAUGGUGCAUUUCUUUGAAUGCACUUUUAGCACAGGACUAUCAGUGUUUUUCGUUCAGAAGCUUCAAGAGGCUUCUAAGUUCUCCCUUAGAUCUUUACUUGCUUCUGGAUUGGAGCUCAACAGCUUAUAUAGAUACAGGUGUUGUCAUUAGUUGUAGGUGUCACUUGUUUAGCGAGUAGGACAGGGCUCUGGUUCCAAACAUCAGCUGGUCCUGAGAUCUGUCUGUGGUGAGAGUCCUGCUCUAAGCCUCUAGGGGCCUGUGAGCGUUUUCCAAGCACAUGGUUUAGUAGUGAACGUCCCAACAGGAGAGCCUUAUGGCUUUAAGCCUUUAUGGCUUCAUUGUAACAAAUCAAAGGAGGUUUGCUACUUACUCUGAGCUAACUUUUUCAGGUUUGAUACCAAACCACAUACUUGGGAAAACUCCUGUGCAUGCCCCUCCGUGUUGGCACUAAAACUUAAACAAUUAUGAGUUCACGCUGACAUGUUUUUUCCCCUACAAAACGUGAGUAUUCAAAAGUAGUCAGUGUUAAAAAUAUGCAAGGUAGAUUGUGUACAUGCUAUGAUGUGGUAUAUUUAGCUAAAUAGCUAGCUCGCUGACUUCGCUGAUACAGGCAGAUAAGCAACAACCCAUUGUUGGGAGGUGAGCAGCUACUCUACAGUGCUACACUCACGUCUUUGCCCAAAAGUUCAUUUUUAACUUUAAGCUCCACAUGUUUUUAGGAGCUUCACUUUCAUUGCACUGCCGUCUCACUGAUGUAAACACGAGGCCUGUUGUCCAUCACAUCCUUCCGUAGGAGAACAAUUGAAUUUGAGCGUCUGGAGGUGAAAAAUGCAUGUCCAAAUUAUCACCCUCGCAGUCCAUCCUAGAUUUGCGGGCCAGUGGACAGCUCAUGUUUGUGGAUGUGUGUGGACUUGGUCUCACUCAGGUGGAAACUUCUCCCUGAUCCUCUUGAAUGUGUUUUGGAAAGGAUGUUGACCACUGUUUUUUGAUUUGAUGACUAAAAAAAAAAUAGUAUUUUUAUGCUGGCAAAAUUCAGAUUUUUAGUUAUUGAUUUCUUGUUAUUUAAUCAAUGCUUUGCCAGGCUACUCUGGAGAUGCAUGACGGGGGGGUUAUAAACACAAACAUGAUUGUGUUUGUUUGUUUUUUUGUUUGUUUGUUUUCUGUACAAGCCGUACAGUCGUUUGUUUGGCUGUAGCCUGCCCAAACUGUGUUUCUGUGUAAUAUGACUUGAAUGCUGGUCCAUACUGAUGAUUGUUCAGCAGCCGUGCUGAUGCAUUCACAGAAGACUGAAGAAGAAGCAUGAGAAAGCAAACAGCAGCUUUGCUUGUGUUGAUUAUACCCUGUAGUUUCUACUAAUUAUAUUAUGAAGGACGCCAAUGAGCAUCAUUUCCUAUCAUUCUCUUUGCAUAAGUAGAUUCAGCCUUAUCCCAGGUAGUUCAUUCCAUUUCCAGAAUGUAUGGCAAUGCAGAGUUCUGUUUGUUUUGUCAAUGGGCAUUACACAUUUGAAAUAAAGUCAGAAUGAAACUAA